AUGAAUAUGAAUAACUAUACAAAUUUAAAUAGCCCAAAUAAUUCUUCAUAUUGCAGUGUUAACUUAUUUAAUACUCCAGCUUCAAGUAAUACUGACAAGUGUGAAUUGGAGAAAGACCGGAUUAGCUUAGAGAAGAAAAAAGAUGGUACAAAAAGUGAAGGUUGGGCAGCUAUAAUAAUUGUUGGCCAAAAUUAUGAUACAAAGGAGGAUAUUCUUAAUGUUGCUCAAAAAAAUGCCAAAAAUUUGGGAUUUGCUGUUUCAACUAAAAAUAAACAGAAAAGAAAAAAGAUGAGUAAGUGCUAUGAAUAUCUCUAUUUAAUCAAAGCAAUUCCAAAUGAUUCUAAGUGGUGUGUUGUAGAAAUUAAAAAUAAACAUAAUUAUCUAAUGGUAAAGGAUGUGCGAGUUUUUCAUGAACACUGUCAACUAACACAAGAAGUAAGACAUAUUACAGUAAAAAUGUUAAAAGCAGGUACAAAGCCUGGCAUGAUCUAUGAGGCUGUUAGAAGUGAAGAUGGAACUCCAACUAUAACAAAAAAAGAUAUAUCCAACUUAAAUAUAUGGAUUAAUUUUUUAGAAGAAACAGCAUUAAUGGCAGCAUUAAUAACAGGUAUGGAGGAAAGAGGUGCUCUUGGAAAAGUAUUUUCCAAAUCUGAACAUCUUUUAUGCACCUGGCAUAUAAUGAAUAAUUUUAAAAAAAAAUUGAAAAAGUAUUUUAGUAAUGUUUUAUUCGAUGAAGUUAUGAAGACAAUAGACAAGUUCAUUCAUUUGAGAGAUUGUGAGGCAUUAAAUGCUGUGAUAACUACCUAUAAGAAGCUGGCUUCAUCAAGUUCUAACAAAAGUGAAGUUUUAAAAUAUCUUGACAGACAUAUACUUCUAACCUUAGGUCCUGUAUUGCUAUCUAUCAUUUCAACAAGAUGGCUAUUAUUUUCUGAUAAAGAUCGACUGGAUUCUGAUAUUCAAAUGCAAAAUGAGCAACAAAAGUCAGCUCUUCUGGAAAAACUUAAUAAGAUCUUGGCAGUUUCUGCAGCUAACCUUUCUGAAGUUAAAGUCCCAGAGAAAAUUGUAGAAAAGGGUCGUCCUUCUGGAACAAAACAAUUGCCUAUUGCUCUAAAAGUCCCAUUAAGUUCGCAAAUUCUUGCUAAUGAUAUAGACCAGAUUUAUGAUCCAAAAAGCAAUAGUAACUGUGAGUUUCGAUCGCUUGCAUUCGCUAUUAAAGGAAAUGAGAAAAAUUGGAUUUUUGUUAAGUUGGCUAUGAAUAGUCAAUUAACUAAAUGCAUGGAAGUUUAUAAAAACUGGCUUGGAUACAAUACCAAUUUGCUUAGUCAAAUAUUAGGAUACAGAGCAUUACCAUGUCUGCCUUCUUUUUGGUUUCUAUUUCUUGAUUGUGCACAAUUGGCUGCUGAUAUAUUCUCUGUCUCUAUCACUAUUUUUGAUAAGUUAAACGGGCAGA
Messenger RNA from Racocetra persica, 1450 nucleotides. Lineage: Eukaryota; Fungi; Glomeromycota; Glomeromycetes; Diversisporales; Gigasporaceae. The record is from the annotation of a GenBank genome assembly.